GGCAGCGAAGGAGUUUGGAAGUUCAAAAUGGCCGCCGCGGCGGAGCCCGAGCUGCGAGCGCUCGAGGCCGAGGAUGCUGAUGCAUCAGAGAAAAGCAUAAACGAAGAAAAUGGGGAGGUAUCGGAGGCAGACCAACCUCAGAACAAGCACAGCCGACACAAAAAAAAGAAACACAAACACCGAAGUAAACACAAGAAACAUAAACAUUCUUCAGAGGAAGAUAAGGACAAAAAACAUAAACACAGACACAAACAUAAGAAACAUAAACGGAAAGAGGUAGCUGAUACCUCUGACAAAGAAGAUGGACCAGCUAAAAGAACUAAAAUUGAUUUUUUAGCUCCUCUGGAAGACUUGGAGAAACAAAGAGCGCUACUGAAAGCUGAACUUGAAAACGAAUUAAUGGAAGGAAAAGUCCAAUCUGGGAUGGGAUUAAUAUUACAAGGUUAUGAGUCAGGAUCUGAAGAGGAGGGGGAGAUUAAUGAAAAGGCACGAAAUGGCACAAGACCUACCGCUAAGUCAAACACUAAGGGGAAAUUGGAACCUGUGGACAAUAAAACUAGUUCCAAGAAGGCAAGCAAGAGUGAAUCUAAAGAAAGGACUAGGCACAGAUCUGACAAAAAGAAAGGUAAGGCAGGAGUUGAUGGAAUCAAAGAGAAGAUCACUAGAAGCAAGUCAAAAGAGAGGAGGAAAUCCAAAAGCCCUCAUAAGAGAAGUAAAUCUGAGGAUCAGACAAGGAAAUCCAGGUCUCCAACGCUUAAAAGGCGAUCUCAGGAGAAGAGCAGGAAGUCUAAAUCUCCCCCAGAGGAUAGAAAUAAGGCUGAUGAUAAAAGUAAAUCAAGAGAUCGCAGAAAGUCUCCUGUUGUAAAUGAAAACAAAAGCAGAGAUCGUGGCAGAAAAUCGAAAUCUCCAGCAGAACUAAGAAGCAAAUCCAAAGACAGAAGAUCACGGUCCAAAGAUAGAAAACCUAGGAGAUCAGAGACUGACAAAGAAAAAAAGCCAAUUAAAUCUCCUUCUAAAGAUGCUUCAUCAGGGAAAGAAAACAGGUCUCCAAGACGACCUGGCCGUAGCCCAAAAGGCAGAAGCUUAUCUCCCAAACAACGUGAAAAGUCAAGAAGAAGCAGAUCCCCUAUUUUCAAUGAUCGGAGAUCUAAACAGAGUAAAUCACCCUCUCGAACCCGCUCUCCAGUUAGAAGAGUGAGGAGUAGAUCUGCAGAAAGGAAAAGAAGAGAGUCAGAAAGGAGACGUCUUUCUUCUCCCAGAACGCGGACCAGAGAUGAUAUUUUGUCUAGACGGGAAAGAUCAAAAGAUGUGAGCCCACCCAGCAGGUGGUCCCCAUCCAGGAGAAGGUCACGGUCCCCCAUUAGAAGAAGGUCGCGUUCACCCCUUCGACGUAGCCGAUCCCCAAGAAGGCGGAGUAGGUCUCCUCGAAGGAGGGAUAGAAGCCGAAGGAGUAGAUCUCGCCUUCGAAGGAGGUCCAGGUCACGUGGUGGCCAUAGACGUAGGAGCAGGAGCAAAGUUAAAGAAGACAAAUUUAAAGGUAGUCUUUCUGAGGGUAUGAAAGCUGAACAGGAGUCUUCAUCAGAUGAAAAUCUUGAAGACUUUGAUUUGGAAGAAGAGGAUGAAGAAGCAGAGAUCAGACAAAGAAGAUUACAGCGGCAAGCAAUUGUUCAGAAAUACAAAGGCCAGACAGAAGACAGUAACAUAUCUGUGCCAUCUGAACCAAGCAGCCCUCAGAGCAGCACACGUAGCCGCUCCAAUUCACCAGAUGACAUCCUUGAAAGGGUAGCUGCUGAUGUUAAGGAGUAUGAACGGGAAAACGUGGACACGUUUGAGGCCUCAGUCAAAGCCAAGCACAACCUCAUGACAGUCGAACAAAACAGUGGUUCAGCUCAGAAGAAACUGCUAGCUCCUGAUAUGUUCACAGAAUCAGAUGAUAUGUUUGCUGCGUACUUUGAUAGUGCUCGUCUAAGGGCUGCUGGGUUUGGAAAGGACUUCAAAGAAAACCCCAAUCUCAGGGAUAACUGGACUGAUGCAGAGGGCUAUUACCGUGUUAACAUAGGUGAAGUUCUAGAUAAGCGUUACAAUGUCUAUGGGUACACUGGUCAGGGAGUCUUCAGUAACGUUGUACGGGCCAGGGACAUGGCCAGAGCCAACCAAGAAGUAGCAGUUAAAAUCAUCAGGAACAAUGAGCUUAUGCAAAAAACUGGCUUAAAAGAACUGGAGUUUUUGAAGAAGCUCAAUGAUGCAGAUCCCGAUGACAAGUUUCACUGUCUACGGUUGUUCAGGCAUUUCUACCACAAACAACAUCUCUGUCUGGUAUUUGAACCACUCAGUAUGAAUUUACGAGAGGUGUUGAAGAAGUACGGGAAAGAUGUUGGGCUCCAUAUUAAAGCUGUGCGUUCCUACAGCCAGCAGUUGUUCCUGGCUUUAAAACUUCUUAAGAGAUGCAAUAUCCUGCAUGCAGAUAUUAAACCAGAUAAUAUUCUGGUGAAUGAGUCUAAAACGAUACUCAAGCUUUGCGACUUUGGAUCAGCUUCUCAUGUGGCAGACAAUGACAUCACACCAUAUCUAGUCAGUAGAUUUUAUCGAGCUCCAGAAAUCAUUAUAGGAAAGAUCUAUGACUAUGGUAUAGAUAUGUGGUCUGUAGGCUGCACGUUGUAUGAACUUUAUACAGGAAAAAUCCUCUUUCCUGGCAAAACCAAUAACCACAUGUUGAAACUAGCCAUGGAUCUCAAAGGAAAGAUGCCAAACAAGAUGAUUCGAAAGGGUGUGUUCAAAGAUCAGCACUUUGAUCAAAAUCUCAACUUUAUGUAUAUAGAAGUAGAUAAAGUGACUGAAAGGGAGAAAGUAACUGUUAUGAGCACCAUUAAUCCAACCAAGGACCUGUUAGCAGACUUGAUUGGGUGCCAACGGCUCCCUGAAGACCAGCGCAAAAAAGUGCACCAGCUCAAGGACUUGUUGGACCAGAUUCUAAUGUUAGACCCAGCAAAACGCAUUAGCAUCAACCAGGCUCUGCAGCACCCCUUCAUCCAGGAGAAAAUAUGAACCAGCUGAAGAAGUUCAAAGGGUUUGAGUAAUUAAGAUACAAAGACUGGAGAAAUUUCACAGCAGUUAUUAAUGUAUAUAAAGAUAACUAUUUCCCCUGCAAGGUUGAGGAAGAAAUGAUACCUUUGAAUUAACACCAAGGCUGAUAUUUCUUUUAGAAAUGUUAGAGUAAUUCUGUUUCGUGUCUCCUGUGAAAAUUUUCACUGUAGAACUGUUUUAAUUGCCAAGA
Messenger RNA from Indicator indicator, 3274 nucleotides. RefSeq names its product pre-mRNA processing factor 4B (gene PRP4K). Gene Ontology annotation, molecular function: ATP binding; protein serine/threonine kinase activity. The transcript is spliced from 15 exons. Lineage: Eukaryota; Metazoa; Chordata; Aves; Piciformes; Indicatoridae. The coding region runs from base 28 to 3045 and encodes 1005 amino acids. The record is from RefSeq and is a predicted model, not a curated record. Gene Ontology annotation, biological process: peptidyl-serine phosphorylation; mRNA cis splicing, via spliceosome; peptidyl-threonine phosphorylation.